AUGUCGGUCGAUCAGUUGCCCUCUGCUGCUCCUGCUGUAAUCAUCAAACGAUUGACCUCGGUCGACUGUCCAGAAGUGCAGCAAGGCGCUCACCUUGUCGCUCACACCUUUGGAACCGAUUUUGGAUCCAAAUUCUUCCCCAAUGGAAUCACGCCAGCCAUUGUGCAAUUUCGAAGAGAGCAAAUUCAAAGGUACAUCAAGUUGGACGCGUUAGGGAAGCCAUUUAGGGCAUAUGUAGCCAAGCGAGAGAAGGACGGCGAUCUGCUCGCCAUUGCCUGCACGGCCAUUUCGUCCAAGGACGAUCCAGAGGACGAGUGGGAGAGUCUAGCGCGCAAGGCUCAGCCGCCAGUAGGAGACACUGGUCCUUCGUGGCGAUCAGCCUUGCAAGAGGGCUUUGGUAAGGCCAAGAAGCGGGCCAUCUCGCAGACGGGCGACGAGACUUAUCAAGAACUCGUCUACCUCGUCGUGACAGAGGCAGCUCGCCGCACUGGAGCCGGAACUGCCCUGCUACGCCAAGUCUUUGCCGACGUCGGGGACGACAUGCGGACAUUUCUUGUCACAGCUCCUACAAUAUCUGCGGAGCCCUUUUACCUCAAGCAUGAGCAUGCCAAACCUGUGAAGAAGAUGAAGCGCAAUCGGGCUCGCUCCAAUCAAGGGAGCGUCGUCAAGCUGGACCCCUUUCGUUCUUCAGACGCCAGUCCUCGUUGUCCGUCAGCAUCCUUCUCCUCAGUCUUUGACGACAUCCACGAGACAACGGGGACGGACUGUUCCUCUGCCAGUAUCCCGAGCAGCUACGCCUCGCACGCAGAGGGAGCAAUCGAAGUCGGAACACCUCAAUUGCAAUUUCGCAAUCGUACCUGCAGCUCAACAUCUAGCGUCAGACGGAGACCGCUCCGACUUGCCUCCAAGGCUACCGUACCCGCAACGGACGCACCUCGUUCUCGAUCUCCUUCUCUCUCCUACCGCAAACAGCCAUCUUGGCAACUCGAUAGCAAGAUGGCAUUGGACAGGAAAGCCCUUGCAGACGCACCUACCAACGCCACACCUAGUCACUGCUCAUCCUCCUCAAUCUACACUCACACUACAGCCUCGCGCUCUGCGGUCCCCUCCAGCAGCAGCUACGAGGCACAACAACAUGCUUUUCCCCGGCGGCCUAGUACACAGGGAAUGAGACCGUUGAAUCGAUCAGAAGCCCCUAUGGGUCCCGCUCUUGGCGAGGAAGAGGAGGCGGUCAGGGCAGAUGAGCCAGACGCGAAUCGCUUUGACAGCCUGCAAGACCUGCUCGAGCAGGCAGGAUACAAGGACACUCGUAUCGUUACUCCACAACCGAAGAGACUCGUGGACAUCACCAAGUCGAAGAGAGAUUCCAAUGGAACUCUCGAUUCAAAUGAGAGCCCCAUAGUCACUACCCGCCGCCUUGGAGGUAGCGCACAACCUGAUCAGUACAAGGGCAGCAGUAUGGCUUCUGGUCUGGCACAACAGUACGACGAUGGUCGUGCUGCUUCCGUCGGCCCGCUUGUAUCUGCCGAGGGUAAUAGUCAAAGAGAAAGGGCACCCUCAGCUAGUUCCAGCUGGUUUUCGGGCUUCUGGAAGGCUGGCAACAGUGUCACGUCCGCUCCGCCGGCGUCCGUUGCAAAGCUAGAGAACACUGCACCCUCAUCCGACGUAGACAACACCCCUCGCGGUAAGACUGCUGCUGUGGCUUCAAGCCCGCCCAAAUUCGAGCGCUCUUUGUCAUCACCACCACGUACCCAGGGGAGGAGGAACUUGGCCACAAAGUCGUCCACAAUCAGUCUCUGGAAAGGCAGUAGGAGCUACAAGAGCGCUGCAACUGCGAAUCCUAAUUUGUCUUCCUCGAGCCCGCCUCGCCUAGCUUCAAAGGCCUCUCUGGGCCAUUUGCGAGGCGGUGGCCACGCUGCUUCCGUUGGCGUCGGUAUCUCCGCUUGUGAUGGAGGCGCUGCAGCCCUGAGUUCGCUCCGGAACUCGGCAAGCAGGACAAGCUCACGCAGCGGUAGUGGCUCUGCAAAUGAUGCUGCGCCAGAAGUAGAUACCAUUGAUCUGGGCUUCGCAAGAAUGGGUGUGAAAAGCGCUGCGAUUGAAGAAUGGAGGAGGUCCCUGGUUGCCGUCAAAGGCCCUACCGAUCUGGCCGUCAGCUUCGAUAAUGAAGCUAGUGAUGAUGUAGACUCGCCUCCAAGGCUCAGGCUGAAGUCAGCGGCCCCGGCCCCAGUCGUGGUCUCAAAGGAUCUCUUUGCCUCUGUAGCAGGACCUGUUGUCAGCUCUGAGGCUGCUGUAGCUCCACGCAAUUCAGAGUGCUUCAAAGGACCGGAAGCUCGGGGUCUGCGACACGCAAAGUCAGUCGAGGCUCUGCGGAGCGCCCUGAACCAGAAGAAGAAGCCGGCCAUCAAGACGAGGCAUAGCACCAUUGGGCAGAGAGCGCCGAAAGCAAGUGAGCAACAGGUCCCCCCUGUACCAGCUCUGCCUUCCUUCCCGAGUGACGGCAGCAUUGCCUCGCUACUGAGAGACCAGCGAGCCACGACGACUUACCGAGACGUACUGCCGGGAGAGGCAGAAGUCGAGCCCCAAGAAUCGCCCGAGCGACCCCGUGGGCCGCCAGUCCUGACUGUUACUUCACCGUCCGGAGUGCACUCCCCGCAGGUGGUCAAGUUGGAGGGAAAAGAAUUUGAAGCUCGCACUUUCUCUCCUCCUGCUUCGAUCGAAGGCCGCAUGCUCAUCUCCGAAGGCUUCCUACCGGACCAGCUUCGCAAUUUCGACGCUCUCAUCUCAGCCGUCUCCGGGCGUGGACGUAGUCGCGGUCGAGUACCCAGGAGGAAAGAUGGCACAGAGUCUUCUCGCGACGGCUCGUCUGUAAGUGCUGAGUCGGACGUUUCUGAAGAUGGCGCAGCAGACGAAGUUGCUCAGCCCAGAAGGACACGACGAGGCCGCCGAGCUGGUCGGAAGCACGGACGUAGUAUCAAGAAUCUGGCGGCAGCGGCAGCAGCCGAUGCAGCCAGCGACAACGUCUCUAGCAGGAGCACGGAACAGUCCGCUGUGCCUGAGCACAACUUUGACGUCGAGUCCGUCACGAAAGAGAGGAGCUCGUCCACAGCACCAUCUGCCGAAGCAAGUACAGUGAGCUUCGGCUCCGCGUCCCAGAAUCUCGUCAAGAAUCGCGCCCAGGCUGACGACGAAGAGGAAGAUCCCUUCAUCGCUCAUGUCAAGGCUCAGGAAGAAGCCAAGAGGUCUUCCGUUGUUAGCAUUCUCGAGAAGAAGGGAAGCUGCCGAUCUGCCUCACCCCAUCAAGGCAUCGCUUCUAUCCUUGGCAGCGAUACCAGCUGCGACAACGACGAAAACGUCUCGCCCAACAGUUCAGGAGCUCGACCUUCCACGCCUCGCAGCUGCAAAGGUCGCAUCGUCGGACGCUCGCGUCCCAACUCGAUGGUCUCGAACGACAGCCGCGAGCCGCCGCGAGUGUCGAUCGACCCACAAGCUCGGGCACGCAUCAUUGCUUCUGCCAUCCCUCCGAGGGCUAUGAGUUCUCCAAGCGAGGCCAUGCACUCGCGAAAUGGCAGCUGGGACUCGCCGACGAAGGAAGUGGCGCAGAGGAUCAAGAAGAUGAGGAGCCGGAGAUUCUGAAGAGUGCAGACACAUUCCGAGCUGGCGCAUAGACCUCUAGACAAUCAUCUCAUUAUCGAACAUUCGAUGGCAACAUAUACCCCCACCCCUCAUGACACACACGACCCCGGUCCGGACCUCGACUUAAGACCUCUUUCCCUCCCUCCUCUACACGGAAUAUCUUUCUUUGCUUUCUGUCCUCAUACCUUUUCUUUGAUCCGUAUCAGUCUCACGACCAUCUUGGGCCUUUCGCCCCCAUCUCGCCAUUCGCCAUGUUCCCCUUGUGCUUUCAUUCUCCAGCCAGUACAUCAUCCAUCAGAUAUACACCUAUACUAAUUUCGCAGCCAGUACUUGUGUGGAACUGUGUCUGAGCAUAUCCAUCGAUCGGUCCAGGAAGGAAGACCCAUCUGCCCUGCUCCUCGAGUUGCAGCUUGGUCCAGCUCUGGCUUCUCGGGCGGCACAGUGGCGGGCGCGGGGGCGUGUG
Molecule: messenger RNA, 4096 nt
Organism: Microstroma glucosiphilum
Lineage: Eukaryota; Fungi; Basidiomycota; Exobasidiomycetes; Microstromatales; Microstromataceae
Exons: 5
Coding region: 1-3633 (1210 amino acids)
Source: RefSeq, a predicted model, not a curated record